Macrosiphum euphorbiae (potato aphid) is the source of this 681-nucleotide messenger RNA. The record is from the annotation of a GenBank genome assembly. Lineage: Eukaryota; Metazoa; Arthropoda; Insecta; Hemiptera; Aphididae.
AUGCCAUUGCCUCAUUUAAUGAAAAAUGAGGCGCAAAAGAUGCCAAAAGAAAUAAUUGUUCCUAAAAUCCGUGCCCAAGAACGGUUGGUCAGGUUGAGUUCCUUUAGCAUCAUACAAUCUGAUGUUCCAAAAAGCUGUAAAACACCAAAAAGAAAUGCUGUAAAACCAGUUGUUGAAAAGCAACCAAAGUCGAACAGUAAUUCGACAAUUUGCGUUGAAGCACAAAAACCUGUGUCUGUUUUAGAUACGGAAGAAAAAAAGAAAAAGAAGGUACAACAAAAAUCUAUUGUUAAAGAAGUAAAACAUGAGAUAAUAGAAUCUCACCCGAUUACCCAAACCUCAGUGGUAAGACCAAAAUGUGAUGUAAUUGAAAAGAGGGACCAAAAGUCUCCUGUAAAAAAAGAGAACAUCAUCAUACCAUUGACGACUUCCAUUGCCCUCAAUUCUUUGGUGUCUCGACCUGAAGAAAAUGCUUACAAGCACGAGUUGCUUAAAAGAGAGCUGGCAAUGAUUGCUGGCACCAAUAAAGCACAGAAGCUGCAAGCACACAGGGAAACUCGUAUUUUAAGUCGCAACCAGCUGACUCAUAUCAAUCGUGUAAAUAUGAUGUUGAGUGCAAGUAACAAAAGACUGAGGAGGGGCCGACAAAAACAUGCACCGCGGGUGCUACAACAAUCGUAA